This is a messenger RNA of Dimorphilus gyrociliatus, 2653 nucleotides long. The record is from the annotation of a GenBank genome assembly. Lineage: Eukaryota; Metazoa; Annelida; Polychaeta; Dinophilidae.
AACUCUGAAUACGAAUUGUAAGGGGCGUCCGAAAAUAUGAAAAGAGGCUAAUAACAGACUGAUAUAUUUGCCUUUUUUUUUACGAAAUCCGGAAAAUGGCUGAAGAAAAUCGCAUGUGCAACAGUUUGUUAACUUGGGUAAGCGAUCAAAUCAAUUCUAGAUAUAACAAUAGUAUUUUAAUAGUUAUUCUAAGCCAAAAACGAUGGAACAUUUUCCGUUUUUGUAAUAAUAUUUGGAUUUUUUCGUAAGCUGCAAGGUAUCGCUUACAUAUUGUAAGCAAAUACGUAAUAUUUAAUAGUGACGAAACUUAAUGAUUAGGACGUUAAGUCUGCUUGCAAACGAAACAAAUAUUGUAAUCAGAAUUAUUAACUUUAUUCAAACUAGAAAUGACAAAAAAACUAAUCUAUUAAUGAUAUCGCUAUAGCAGUCUCAACAAACUUUUUGUUUAUAAAGGCUGCCAAUUAGUUAGUUAAAUUUGUAUAAGAUAUUUACCCAAGCGAUUCAUCAUUUAAAAAUGUUACUUUCAUACCCAAAAUAUUAACAGAUGAAAACGUUUAACGUUCGCCAAUGUGAUUCUAUUGAAGAACUAACAAAUGGAGUCGCAAUGUCACAAGCUCUUUAUCAAAUCGCCCCUGAAUUCUUUAACCAUGCAUGGCUCUCCAAAAUCAAACCUGAUGCAACUAACUGGGGCCUGAGAGCUAACAAUCUUAGAAAAGUCUAUCAAGGAAUUAAAGAUUAUUUUGAGAUGAAUGACGAUGACAUGAACAGCACCGGAGAUAUAGAUGUUAAUUCUCUUGCUAAGGAAUGUAAUGUUGAAUCUUUGAUUGGAUUUUUGCAAUUGAUUUUAUACUGUGCAGUAAACUGCGAUCAGAAGGAAGAGUAUGUAGGUAGAAUAAUGAAAUUGGAGGAAAAUGUGCAGCAUGAUGUCAUGAAAGCAUUGCAAGAUUUAAAUGCCAAGGCUGAAGCAGCAAAACCACAAGAUGCUGAUUCUAAUGACAAAAUAAAAAAAGAAAUUGAAUAUUUAAAGUCACGUCUGGCGGAGUAUGAAACAAAAUGCAGAAAACUUGAUACUCAAGUAACAGAACUGCAGGAAGAUAAACGUAGUUUAGAAGAUGAGUUGUCAAGUGUUAAGGAUAGAUUCAACAAAACCCCUAAUUGGGAGGAUCCUUCGAGUCCAGCCAAUAUGAAAAUUAGGACUCUGCAGAAUCAAGUAGAAAAAUUAGAGGAAGAUGCUUUCAAAUUCGAAAUGCAGAGAGACGAAUUUAAAACAAAAAGUGAAACCCUAGAGAAGCAAUUGAGUGAGAAAGUUGAAAAACUAAAUAUCUUGACUGAUGAAACUUUACGAAUGAAAGACGAAUUAGAUAUCUUAAGAAAUAAUCAGCAUAAAAUGGCCAAGUAUGAAGCAUCCAUUGAAAGCUACAAGAAUAAAUUAAAGGAAUUAAGCGAUUUAAAGAAUCAGAAUAAGGAAUUAGAAGAAAAGAAUGCUGAUUAUAUGGAAAAUAGCUUAGAAUUGGAGAAUGAGUUGCGAAAAGCUCAAAGUUAUAAGAAUCAGCUUGAAGGAUAUAAAACUCAGGUUCAUGACAUUCAAACAAAAAUAAUAGACGAAACAAAACGAGCUGAUAAGGCUGAAUUUGAAUUAAAAAGAGUAUCUGAAAGAAUAAACUUAGUUUCUAAUGAAAGAGAUCGUCUUAAAUCAGAAAGAGAUUCACUAAAGGAAACAAUUGAAGAACUGAACUGUGCUCAAGUACAACAAACUGUCUUGUCUCAAAAUCCCCCACCAGAUAAUUUAAGUCACAUAUCACAAAUAUCCAACUCUGAUUCUUUCUGUCAUGAUUCUGGGAAUCAAGACUCUAUUAUGGAUCCAAAUUCAGAUUUACCUUUGGUUGGUUUACCAUUAGCAAUUAAAGAGCGCCUGCGUCGGCUUGAGCAGGAGAAUAAAAUGCUAAAAGUAAGCGUAAAAGAAGGCGAAGAGAAAGAGCUUAUCGCCUCCCAGUUAGAAGAUGCAAAUAAACGCGUUAAUGAAUUAGAGAAUGAUGUCAGAACAGCAAAUAAAACAAUAUGUGAGUUGCAAUGUGAAGUGAAUGAUAUGAAAUAUGCUCAGGAGAGAGAAACAACACAUAGUGAUAAAGAUUUCUCUGUUUUGAAAAACGAGCUUAAAUCAGAAAGAACCAAGAACAAAGAUUUAAAUGAAAAAAUUACUGAACUUCAAUCUAAAAUAGAGGAAAGAGAAAGCGAAGUGACUGCUAAACCAGAGGAAGUUCAAAGCCUUAAAGAUGUUGUUCAAGACCAGCAGGCCCAAAUACAAAGUAUGGAAAGUCGAUAUCAAAUGUAUCUGGAAAAGUGUAGAAAUUACAUCAUACAAAUCGAUGGAAAAAAUAGGCCACAGAACAACGAAGUUGCUUUACUAAAAAAGCAACUUGAAGAAAAGAAUAAACUUAUUGAAUUUAUUGAGAAGGGAAAUGAGAAAAAUAGAGAAGUAAGGGAAUUCGAGGAAAAAGCAGUAGCCAGUGCAUGGUAUAAUUUGUCAUUGCAGCUUCACAAAGAAACUGCAACAGAGCGCUUAUCUAAUGCAGUAAUAGGACAAUCAUUUCUGGCUCGUCAACGAAAUACUUGCACCAGAAAAUCUCUCCAGUCUUUGCAGAACCCCAGAUAA